Molecule: messenger RNA, 1460 nt
Organism: Halichondria panicea
Lineage: Eukaryota; Metazoa; Porifera; Demospongiae; Suberitida; Halichondriidae
Exons: 17
Coding region: 87-1334 (415 amino acids)
Source: RefSeq, a predicted model, not a curated record
GAGUAUAUAAGUGGGUCACAUUUUCUCAUUGACAUUGACUGCAAUUGUUCAUCAUUUCAAGUUGUUUUCUGGAUAUAAUUAUCAUCAUGAAGGUUUCAGUGAUUGCCACUGUGGCUCUGCUAUCUCUCCUGGCUGUGGCCUCUUCUGCUCCUCAUCGUCUGCAAAAAGAUAACAACAUAGUUGGCAACCGAAAGGUCGAGAAACAGGGAUACUACAAGAAUGCUGAACAGGCCGACGAGCAGGGAUACUACCAGAAUGCCGACGAGCAGGGAUACUACCAGAAUGCCGACGAGCAGGGAUACUACCAGAAUGCCGAUGAGCAGGGAUACUACAAGAAUGCUAUGACUGAACAAAACGGUGGCCCCUCCGUUCGUGAGCAAGGCUAUUAUAAGCAGCUGAUGGAUGCCCUCAAGCAACAAGAUGGCGGCCCAUCUGUUCGUGAGCAGGGCUAUUAUAAGCAGCUGAUGGAUGCCCUCAAGCAACAAGAUGGCGGCCCAUCUGUUCGUGAGCAAGGCUAUUAUAAGCAGCUGAUAGAUGCCCUGCAGCAAGGAUACUAUCAAGCUGAUGAGCAGGGAUACUACAAGAAUGCUAUGACUGAACAAAAAGGUCCCGGCGUUCGUGAGCAAGGCUAUUAUAAGCAGCUGAUGGAUGUCCUCAAGCAACAAGAUGGCGGCCCAUCUGUUCGUGAGCAAGGCUAUUAUAAGCAGCUGAUGGAUGCCCUCAAGCAACAAGAUGGCGGCCCAUCUGUUCGUGAGCAAGGCUAUUAUAAGCAGCUGAUAGAUGCCCUGCAGCAAGGAUACUAUCAAGCUGAUGAGCAGGGAUACUACAAGAAUGCUAUGACUGAACAAAAAGGUCCCGGCGUUCGUGAGCAAGGCUAUUAUAAGCAGCUGAUGGAUGCCCUCAAGCAACAAGAUGGCGGCCCAUCUGUUCGUGAGCAAGGCUAUUAUAAGCAGCUGGAUGCCCUCAAGCAACAAGAUGGCGGCCCAUCUGUUCGUGAGCAAGGCUAUUAUAAGCAGCUGAUGGAUGCCCUCAAGCAACAAGAUGGCGGCCCAUCUGUUCGUGAGCAAGGCUAUUAUAAGCAGCUAAUGGAUGCCCUCAAGCAACAAGAUGGCGGCCCAUCUGUUCGUGAGCAAGGCUAUUAUAAGCAGCUGAUGGACGCCCUGAAGCAACAAGAUGGCCCAGUUCGUGAGCAACACUAUUAUCAGCAGAAGGAUGCUCAGAUGCAACAAGAUAUCCCAACUGAGAAGACACCAGGAACAGAUGCUCCGAUGCAAAAAGAUGGCUCAGUUGAUGAGCUACUGCUAGCAGUUGUGCAGUCCAUGCUGGAUGAGUGAGCAAAAGUAAACCAGCCGAAUACGAUAAACCAACAAGAACACAUAAUAGUAGAACACGUUAGAAAUUGUAGAACACCUUAGAGCAAUGCAAUAUAUCACCUAAUUAUUGUUAGAAACAAUUGACAA